Molecule: messenger RNA, 1472 nt
Organism: Wasmannia auropunctata (little fire ant)
Lineage: Eukaryota; Metazoa; Arthropoda; Insecta; Hymenoptera; Formicidae
Exons: 5
Coding region: 513-1253 (246 amino acids)
Source: RefSeq, a predicted model, not a curated record
GACUCGGUUCGGUUUGGCGUUCUCGCGAUCGACAGUCAAGCGCGGAGGGCCGUCGAUGGUGCGCGUUCGCGACGUUUGCAUGCGAGGCGAAUGUACGAUGUACGCGUGUGCGUCCGCGUUCCCCGCGACGCAGGUAUCCGAGGACGUCGGGGCGCGUAGCGCGUGAUCGCGCGUGGGUGCGUGAACGCGUGCGUACGUCCGGGGCGCGCGCGCGCGCGAAGCGGACUGCGCUCCACGGAUGACUUCGCGCCACAAGCAUGGAGCCUCUUCGAGGUAUACUUUUCGAGUGCCGUUAAGAAUCGUCAUGGGAAUCGACUGUGGAUCGCGAGAGAGUCACGAUUGUAUCCUAGAUCCGUAAUUCGAGAUAGAGAGAGGGAGAGAAAAAGUAAGGCAAAAAGGACAAUUAGGGAAAGAAAGAGCACUAAACCGGUUGGCGAAUUCGACCAAAUCCGCCGGGGUAAAUUGGACCCGGUAUUACUUCAAUUGUGUUCCCGGAGGUGACCGUAAACAGUAUGACAUUAAUAGUGACAACUAUCGUCGCUCUAUCCGUGUUGGCUAACGCCGUGCUGGCAGACCUCAAUCCUGACCGUACCAAAUGCGGCGAGAAGAUUUGCAACAUCUCGGAGUACUGCAGCACUUUCGAUCUGCAUUGUCGACCCUGUGCGGUCGCGUGUAACGCCUCGAGUCACAAUUAUCAGCCAUUGGAGUGCAGAAGGGACUGUCAAUUUUAUCUUCAUGAUCAGCGUUAUGCACAACACAUGGAUCAAUCAAGGCAGUACGAUGAUCUCAGAGAGGAGAUCGAGAAGCUUAAGUACAGAUUCGUGGUCACAACGACUUUGACCUGUUUCUCACUGCUCGGAAUGUUAUACCUGCUGGGAAGAACCUUAAUACGGUGGAAAAGGAUUCAGCAGUCUUUACAAACUCUGUUCAGAAGGAAUAUAAAAGUGAAGGCCAAUAAGAACAAAGUGCAAGACGACGUCGAGGCCGCUAUGAAUAAGCAGAACGGUCUCAAGUUGACUAUACCGAGCAUAAGUGCCACGGUGCAGCAGGAAUCCAAGAUCGAGAAUAACAAUAGUAAUAGCAAUAGUAAUAGCAACGGGAUGAACACCACACCGAACACCACGAGCACUCCUCUCUCACGACGGCACGCUAGCGAGGACACCACUCUCGACUAUGCUUACGAUAAUCCGGCGAUGACACCAAGCCCGGACGCCGCGCAGCUUAAGACGAAGGCUCGCGAGAGUUCGUUUUAAGAUUAGAUACAAUCGGACAUUUAACAUCGAUAAGAAAAUAUGCGCAGGAUUUUUCUCGACUUUACUUGUAAAGGCUGUCGAGGUACUUGAAACUUCAAAAAAAGAAGACCAAGGUAAAUAUUUGCUUGUUCUAAAAAUGCAUUUUAAAGUUCCACCGCGAUGAGUGGAAACACCUUUUUGUGGCGAUAAUUGCUUUUGUGAAGAAAAAAGAAACAAAAA